AUGGCUAGAAGUAAGGUCAAGUAUUCCUACAUUCUCAAUCACACCCUGAGAAGAAACCCUUUAAGAAAGAGAAGAUUAUGUGUUGUGAAAAAACUAUAUGAACUCACCAAUCUAAGUGACGUUGAAGCAUGUCCUAUAAUCUAUAGUGAAAUUGAUUCCGAACCUUUUGUUUGGCCCUCUAUAGAUGAAGUACGGAUACUUAUCACUAAGUACCAUAUGUUUUCAAAGGCCGAACGGAGAAAAACGGAAGGUCAAUCAAAUCAAGAGACGUUCACGAGGCAGAGGCUAGGAAAGACCGAAGAGACGCUGAGAAGACAGCAAAGAGAGAACCGUCAUAACCAAACGACGUACAUCAUGUACCAAUCCAUGAUAAAUCCACAAACAGCCAUGUCAAGGCUGAAUAUGGAGGAUUUUAUAGAGUUACUGGCCAGAACCUAG
Molecule: messenger RNA, 438 nt
Organism: Impatiens glandulifera
Lineage: Eukaryota; Viridiplantae; Streptophyta; Magnoliopsida; Ericales; Balsaminaceae
Product: agamous-like MADS-box protein AGL80
Exons: 1
Coding region: 1-438 (145 amino acids)
Molecular function (GO): protein dimerization activity; DNA binding
Source: RefSeq, a predicted model, not a curated record